This is a messenger RNA of Lutra lutra (Eurasian river otter), 5198 nucleotides long. It is a transcript of the gene KCTD16, whose product is annotated as potassium channel tetramerization domain containing 16. The record is from RefSeq and is a predicted model, not a curated record. Gene Ontology annotation, biological process: protein homooligomerization; regulation of G protein-coupled receptor signaling pathway. The coding region runs from base 1161 to 2447 and encodes 428 amino acids. Gene Ontology annotation, cellular component: postsynaptic membrane; presynaptic membrane. Lineage: Eukaryota; Metazoa; Chordata; Mammalia; Carnivora; Mustelidae. The transcript has 7 exons. Gene Ontology annotation, molecular function: protein binding.
GGGAAAAAUCGUUUGCAGACGGGUGGCGUGGAAGAGUUCGUGCAAGCGCUGACUCUGAGCGGAUAGAGCCUGUCUCGUGUACACAAACUACAGAGCGUCGGUCUCUCUGGAUUCGGUGUGAUCUAGACACAUUGUUACAAGUUUAUGUGUAUUAUUUACUCCUUACAACCUAAUGAGAUGAUUACUCUAUUACUCUCAUUUUGUUAAGUGAGGCUGUUAAAUGUUCAUUUAAUAAUUGAACGCAGUGAUAAAGGACAACUCACCUCGCUGUACUAGCUGUUGGGGCUCCUAUGAUGAAUGCAAACUAAAUGGAGACAGAGGAUGCUGCCUUAUUAGCUGUAAGAUGUUUAGCAAAUCCCUGACCUGUACCAACCAGAUGCCAGUAGCACAGCCCCGCAUCCCCACUGCCACCUUGUGACAACUAGAAAUGUCUCUUGGAUAAAAUCAGACUUUGGAAAUAACUGGUUUCAAUGAAGCCAGGAUGUUUGGAGAGACAAUGGAGGAGAGCCACAUAGGAGUUGAGGCUAGGGCUACAGGGUUGCAGGGUUCUUGUCUCAUGGACCUGAAGAAUGAAUCUCACAGACACAAAAGAGUGAAAUGAAGUGAAAGUUUAUUAAGCAAAUCUACUGUCAAUGAUGCUGCUAUGAACAUGGAUGUACAGGUAUCUGUUCAAGACUCUGAUUUCAAUAACUUUGGAUUAUACUGAAAAGUGGAACUGCUAGAUCUAUGACUAAAGGAACAAGAAAAUGUAUGCAUCAGAGGAUGGUUACCCAGGCCGGUAGACCCCAGCUUGAAAAGGCUUUGAGCCAAUCUGCAACCAAACCCCUGACUUCUCAAAAGACAGACCUCGGAGUAACUGGGGACUUGGCCUGCCUUGCCUACCGAGCUUGGGACAGAUCGGAUGGAGAUGAGUUGAUUACAUUCUGUGAAGUAAUAGCUCACUACCAGCCAGGGUUGAAACUACUUUUGCAGCAUCACUUCACCUGUGGACUCUUCUGAAUUUUGCCUUCUUGGGGAAAAAAACUGGGGUAAGAGAAGGUCGUUUUUAACAAGUUAGCUUCCUUCUCCCUGUUUGGCAAGUUGAUGCAACGGAUAAGGCUGUGACUCCACUGGAUUGCACCUUCAAAUCAAAAUAGGAGAAGAGCAAGAAGAAAGGGACAAUGGCUUUGAGUGGAAACUGUAGUCGUUAUUAUCCUCGAGAACAGGGGGCUGCAGUUCCCAACUCCUUCCCUGAGGUCGUGGAGCUGAAUGUCGGGGGUCAAGUUUAUUUCACCCGCCAUUCCACAUUAAUAAGCAUCCCUCAUUCCCUCCUGUGGAAAAUGUUUUCCCCAAAGAGAGACACGGCUAACGAUCUAGCCAAGGACUCCAAAGGAAGGUUUUUCAUUGACAGAGAUGGAUUCUUGUUCCGUUAUAUUCUGGACUAUCUCAGGGAUAGGCAGGUGGUCCUGCCUGAUCACUUUCCAGAAAGGGGAAGACUGAAAAGGGAAGCGGAGUACUUCCAGCUCCCAGACUUGGUCAAACUCCUGACCCCUGAUGAUAUCAAGCAAAGCCCAGACGAAUUUUGCCACAGUGACUUCGAAGAUGCCUCCCAAGGAAGCGAUACGAGAAUCUGCCCUCCUUCCUCAGUGCUCCCUGUGGACCGCAAAUGGGGCUUCAUUACUGUGGGCUACAGGGGGUCCUGCACCAUGGGCAGAGAGGGGCAGGCAGAUGCCAAGUUUCGGAGAGUUCCCCGGAUUUUGGUUUGUGGAAGGAUUUCCUUGGCAAAAGAGGUCUUUGGAGAAACUUUGAAUGAGAGCAGAGACCCUGACCGAGCCCCAGAAAGAUACACCUCCAGAUUUUAUCUCAAAUUCAAGCAUCUGGAAAGGGCUUUUGAUAUGUUAUCAGAGUGUGGAUUCCACAUGGUGGCCUGUAACUCCUCAGUGACAGCAUCUUUUGUCAACCAGUAUACAGAUGACAAGAUCUGGUCAAGCUACACUGAAUAUGUCUUCUACCGUGAGCCUUCGAGGUGGUCACCCUCCCACUGCGACUGCUGCUGCAAGAACGCCACAGGUGACAAAGAAGGGGAGAGCGGCACAUCUUGCAACGACCUCUCCACCUCCAGCUGUGACAGUCAGUCUGAGGCCAGCUCUCCCCAGGAGACGGUCAUCUGCGGGCCCGUGACACGCCAGACCAACAUCCAGACUCUGGACCGUCCCAUCAAGAAGGGACCCGUGCAGCUGAUCCAACAGUCCGAGAUGCGGCGGAAAAGCGAUCUGCUCCGGACUCUGACUUCAGGCUCCAGGGAGUCGAACAUGAGCAGCAAAAAAAAAGCUGUUAAGGAAAAGCUCUCAAUUGAGGAAGAGCUGGAGAAAUGCAUCCAGGAUUUCCUAAAGAUCAAAAUCCCAGAUAGGUUCCCUGAGAGAAAACAUCCUUGGCAAUCUGAACUUUUACGGAAGUAUCAUCUAUAGGGGAGGGCCAGGGGUGGGAGAAGAAAUGAAUCGUGUCACCAUUUGGAAAUAAACCUCCUAACAAAAUUCGUAUUCGAAAAGGAAAGUAACAACUAACAAUAUGUUUGUUAGAACACAGUAGCCCAUUGAUAUACUACUGCCUAUUGACCUAGUUCACCUUAACAUUUAAAUCCACAGGGUAGAUUUCUUUCCAGAUGUGGAAUGAUAAGAAAAUCUCUUUUUGGUUCCUUGUUUGUUUGUGUGUUUACUGGAUACCAUGUGCUGAGUAUCUAUGUAAAAUGAGAGCAGGCUACCGAAGAGUAGCUGAGAGGCUUUGGGAGUCCUUUAUCCCAAACUGGGUUUUUCUCUCAUCUUCUACCUCCCUCCUUUGAAUGAGAAUGUGGUAGAAAGAGAUCUGGCCCAAUGGCAUAUGUUUGGGUUUUUAAAUUUUCCUUUUCCCUUUUGUUUAUGGGGUAAGGGGGGAAAUGGCAGAUUUAUAUGACUUUUCACUCAAAUCUAUUACGUGCCAGUUUAUAUUGAUGCCAUAUGCAUGAGUAUUUGUGCAACACAAGCACAACGAUGUCUGUACAUACACACAGCACACAUGUCCCCAGGGCCUGGAUAUACUAAGGGGAACACCCCUGCUCCCAGCAGCACUCUCUUUGACUACUUUAGACACAGAUGAGCCUCUGCUCCUUUCUUAAAACCCUUCUGGGAAGAUUUCCCAGCCUCUCUUGGCAACACUUUCCAACAUCGAGUAACCCUGGUCGUCAACAAAUUGUCUUCCUUAUUUUGAAAUUAACACCCUCAGGCUCCAUUUUACAGUUUUGCUCUUUCUCUGCACUAGGAGAGGGUGAGAAGAGCUUAGUAAAACAUUCUUUGUAUUAAAGAAACAAACAUUCGUAUCCACAAAAAUUAUGACUCAGUGACCCCACACUCAGCCUUCUCUACCCUGAGCUGAGUUACCUUCCGUGUCUCAAUGUUUUCAGAGUACUUACUGCCCAUGUUUUAAUGGUGUGGCCUUUUCAUGUGACCCACAUUCAGUUCUCUGCAUUCCUGUGUAGUUGUGGAAGUAAGAACAACACACAGUACUUGCUUGGAUAAGGGUCCGGCCUUUUGUUUCCUUAAGAGGGAAUUGUAUUCCACACACCUCCUAAUAAUUUCUCAUGACUUUUUUUUACAACUACAGUGCUACGUUGUUACUUUCUUGUAGCCAAUUUUGUCUGGGAUUUUGGGAUUUGGCUGUCAUUUCCCUGAUGUCUGUGAAAAGCCCAACUAGAUAACUAAAGCUUCAGAAUUAAGGUUUUGGCUUUCUAAACUAUCUUUCUCUAAUACAUCUUUGACCUGUAUAGACACAGCCAAACAGAAACUGUUGAUAGCCAUCUAUCCGUAUGACUGUAUUCUACGUGUACCAAUAGCUCUUUCAUAGGUUUGUGGUAAAUGAAGAUUAAAAACCCGUUUUUAUUUUUAGCAUUCCUCAUGCAUUUCAGUGGGAACUUAAAAAAUAAUUUGUCAAGCAUUAUUUGUGUGCCAAGCACUUUUAAUUUUUUUUAUUGUGUGUGUGUGUAUGUAUAUAUGUGUGACAGGUAAUAAAGGCAACUAGAUAAUGUCUGUAGGAGGGAAUCUAAUAACCAAUUGCUUCCUCUUGAAAUAUUUUGUUGAUGCACAUUUAUUAUGUAGGAGGUUCUCUCUUGGUUCCUGUUAUGAGUGACCAUGAGUACAUGGGUAUCUUCGUGAAUUUGUUUAAUUCUUACCCUCACAUCUGGGCCACAGACUCAGCAGAUGUUUUCUGAUCCUAAGACCCAAAUGGACUUUAAAGGUCUACUUGAGUGAAAAAGAAAGUUCAUUUGGGGAGUUGAGUUGUCAAGAGAAUUAUCAUUUAUGAAUUUAAGUGGUGUUCUUUUAUGGGUUAAUAUAUUAACAGGCAUUUGUUCUUAACUACAGCAUAGUUUUUAAGGCCCUACCAAUAUGUCUUCUUUCCUUUCAAUGUUUCUUAAUACCACAUCAUCCUGUUAAUAGAGGAUACUGCAAGAAUCACAGAAUUUAAUGGCUCAAAAGGAAGUUGAAGAUAGAUAAAAUAUCUUCAAACUUACGUAGGUCAGAUGAUGCUUGUGGCCCUAAUGGAGUCUGGCAUCUGCAUAAAGUGGCCAAGUUCCAAUUUCCUUAAAUUUCAGACCUAACUCUAAUGGUAUUAAGAUAGAGAUACACUAGUAAGAACUAAAGAAGGAGGAAGAUAUCAGACAACCCACUACUUCCACUGCCUGCUUUAAACAGGAAACCGAAUACUACAAAGAUGAUGUUCCUGGCAUACUUUUUCUGUCCCUUGACACCUCAUAAAUUUUUUUCUGCUUAGGUAUUCCUUAUGCCCUCUAGUGAAUAAAACUAGUGGUAGGAAAUCUGAUUGAAACAAUACUAACAUUUUCAAUCUGGACCAUCUCUAGAUGGACACCCACCCAAAUAUCCCAGAUAGCUAAGACAGCAGCUAGGUGUUUAUUUGUGUGGGUGUUGGUAGAGAGAUGAAUAUAGACCUGGUCAGUAAAAAGCUCUCAGGAGGAGUCAGUGGAAACAUUCAGUCCUAGUUUGAGUGAAGUUAUCAAGUAGGGUGUAGGUGGCUUACCACAUUGAAAACCAUUUCUGGGUAAGUGAAGUGAGUUAAAGGAUUAAGUGCUCUAUUAAUCCUGAUUCAUGCCUGUUUCCCUGAGCUUAAAAGUUUUAAGAACUUUUAGUUCGGGAUGCCUGGGUGACUUAGUUGGUUGGACGACUGCCUUCGGC